Molecule: messenger RNA, 462 nt
Organism: Strongylus vulgaris
Lineage: Eukaryota; Metazoa; Nematoda; Chromadorea; Rhabditida; Strongylidae
Source: the annotation of a GenBank genome assembly
AACGUGGAUGAGCACACUAAAACCCUUGGUCCGGUCGUGAACUACAAAAUACGCCAAAAAUCGGCUUUCACUCCAUCCACAACUGCUGCACGCGAUAUCCUAGCUCUUUUCACCGGGCCAAGAGAUUGGGAUGACACUUAUUACACAUACGGUUUCUUGUGGUUGCAGGAUAUCAUAGAGCGUUCGAUUAUAUCUGUUUUGGUUGAUGUUCCGAUUAUCGAACCAGGAGCAGGCAUGCAAGAAAUGGCUUUCCCUUGUUAUCGAUACGAUCGAUUUCUCAUCAACAUGCAAACUGUGAUUUUGAUUAUUCUCGCUCUUUCCUACUUAUUCACCAUUUCGUUUCUGGUGGAAAACAUUGUUUAUGAAAAGGAGCACGGCCUCACUGAAAUGAUGCGUUGCAUGGGAGCUGAUACGGGGAUGAUCUGGUUAUCCUGGGUCAUUACGACGUUACCUCAGGCAUGA